AUGUUCGUGAAUCGUUUCCUCGCCUUCGUCUCGCGCGCUUGCGUCUUCCUAUUCGCGCUACUCGUCCUCGGCAACAACCUCGCCGCCGACAAGAGCAGCGUGGGCUCACUGACCAUAAGGAAUGAUCGCAAGGAAUGCACGGUGCAGCCGGGCGGCAGUAAUGCUACUGAUGACGCCGUCGCCAUCCGCGCAGCCUUCGACGAGUGCGGACACGGCGGCAAAGUCGUCUUCCUGAACGAGACGUACUACGUCAACUCUGUGCUCAACACGUCCGGGCUCGAGGAUGUCGAUAUCGAGCUUCACGGAACGCUCCUGUGGUCCACGGAUGUAGAUUACUGGCUGAACAACUCCUUGCCCAUGGGCUAUCAGAACCACACCACAGCGUGGAUCUUCGGCGGACACGGUGUACGGUUCCAAGGCUUCGGGUACGGCACGUUUGACGGCAAUGGCCAAGUGUGGUACGAUUUUGCAGGCUCGGUGUCAAACUAUCCGCACAGACCGCAUCAACUCACUAUCUGGGAGACGUAUGACUCGGUGUUUGAGGGGCUGCGGUUUGUUCAGAGUCAGAUGUGGACGAUGACGGUCAAGAACUCGGAGAACGUCCUUCUGCAGGACAUCUACGUCAACAACACCAGCGAGAAUGACUCCAGCGCCCGAAACACGGAUGGGGCGGAUACAAUCUAUGCUAAAAACAUUACCUUCAACCGUUGGCACAUUGUCAACGGCGACGACGGUAUCGCUAUAAAAGCCAACUCCUCCGAGAUAUACAUAUACGACACCAUUUUCGAAGACGGGCAGUCACUGGCCAUAGGCAGCAUCGGUCAAUUUCUCAAUUGGUACGAAUUUAUCGAGAACAUUUACGCUAGAAACAUCACCCUAAUCAAUACCCGAUGGGCAAUCUACCUCAAAACCUGGACUGGAGUCCAGAAAGGCUACCCACCCAACGGCGGCGGCGGCGGCCUCGGUUACAUGCGAAACAUCACCAUGGAAUCCGUGACCCACGUCCGCACACGCGGUCUCUUCCAAAUCACGCAAUGCACAUCUUACAACGACGAAUCCGGCGACUGUGACACCUCGCGCUUCCACAUCGGGCCGGGCAUCACGUUCCGCAACCACACGGGCACGACGACGGCGACCGAGGCCGCCGAUCUCCAGUGUUCGGCCGACGCGGACGGCUGCGACGGCGUCGAGAUCAGUGGAAUAGAUGUGACGAUCGUGGGCAGCAACGGCACGGUCGUGGACGGGUAUGAGUGUAGUAAUGUCGUAGAACCGACCGUCGGGUUCGUUUGUGACGGUGAGGAAGAGGAUGAUGGGGACUAG
Molecule: messenger RNA, 1320 nt
Organism: Lasiodiplodia theobromae
Lineage: Eukaryota; Fungi; Ascomycota; Dothideomycetes; Botryosphaeriales; Botryosphaeriaceae
Product: Glycoside hydrolase family 28
Exons: 8
Coding region: 1-1320 (439 amino acids)
Biological process (GO): carbohydrate metabolic process
Molecular function (GO): polygalacturonase activity
Source: RefSeq, a predicted model, not a curated record